UUGUGUCUCCCCCACUACAUGCCUCCCCUCUUGUGUCUUCCCGACUAUAGCUCUCCCCUCUUCUUGUGUCUCCCCCACUACAUCCCUCCCUGUUUCUCAUCACCCCGCCUCUCUCUUCUCGUCCCCAUCCUCCCCUGUUCUGUUCCCCGUUCCUGUUCUUCUGUCCUCUGGUAUCUCCCCAAUAACUGUGUCUCUUUCUCCCUCCCCCCCUCCUCUCUCUCUCCAACAGGAAUCCUGGACCUUCCAGAUGUCAUCACCCCCAGCAGCAGAGAUGUCUCCUCCCCACCAGGACGGUCAUCAGAUGUCGGUGAGCAGAGCAGCAAAGGGACCUCAGAGGACACCACCCUGCCUGAUGAGGAUGUACUGGGGAAUCAAAUAGUGUUACUCCUUCACAUGAAGCGCUUCCACCACGACGGGGCACGGUUGAGGAAGGUGACCGAUGCUGUCAGCGUUCCUCCAUGGCUGUCUCUGGCCUCCCUCGUUGGAGAGCAGGGGGCUGCAGCUGGGAUAGACCCACUGAGAUCAAGUUAUGGAGAGGGGGACAUCGCAUCUGGAGCAAAACCAAGUGCAAACAUGGCAGCAGUGGAUCAUCUUGACAGUGCAGGAGACAGGGACAGAGGUCUUCAGGAAGUUCAUGGGGUGAGAGGGGCCAGGGAGAGAGCUGUAGUACACAGUGGGACAGAAUAUGGACAGAUUCAAGUGAUGAUGCAACAGAGAAGCUCAAAGCGUUUUUUACACUGGCAAUAUGCCCGUCUUAUUUGAAACUUUUUCCCGGCAUUGGCGUUUUUGCACUUGUAAAUAGUUAAUGGGGUUUGUAGCCUACAUUCAGACGCAGUCUACUCAUUCUUGCGUGCGAGUGGCUUGAAUAAAAUUUAAAUAUUCUGAGUAUGCAAAUUAUUCUAAAGAUGUCUACGCGCGUAGCCCCGCCUGCUCCAAUGAACAAGAAA
Gadus macrocephalus (Pacific cod) is the source of this 947-nucleotide messenger RNA. RefSeq lists its product as uncharacterized. The transcript has 4 exons. Lineage: Eukaryota; Metazoa; Chordata; Actinopteri; Gadiformes; Gadidae. The record is from RefSeq and is a predicted model, not a curated record. The coding region runs from base 19 to 762 and encodes 247 amino acids.